Messenger RNA from Phytophthora nicotianae INRA-310, 1257 nucleotides. RefSeq lists its product as hypothetical. The record is from RefSeq and is a predicted model, not a curated record. Lineage: Eukaryota; Oomycota; Peronosporomycetes; Peronosporales; Peronosporaceae. Gene Ontology annotation, molecular function: ATP binding; ABC-type transporter activity; ATP hydrolysis activity. The transcript has 2 exons. Gene Ontology annotation, biological process: transmembrane transport. Bases 202 to 1257 code for a protein of 351 amino acids. Gene Ontology annotation, cellular component: membrane.
CGACGCUACCGUCACCAUCCAGGACGGUAUUGGGUCCAAGAUGAGCGACCUGUUACACUUCACAGCGACGGUAGUGUCGGGCAUCGUCAUCGCGUUUGUCAAGGGCUGGGAGCUGACACUAAUCUUGAUGGCUGUGGUCCCUUUGUCGCUGCUAGUGGCAUACUAGCGAAGAGAGUGAUUAUAGCCGCUACACACCAAGGAAUGCAGGCGUACGCACAAGCCGGUGCCGUGGCGCAGGAGUCGCUCAGCAACAUCCGAACGGUGCACAUGUUCAACUCGGUCCAGUGUUUCGUCGACAAGUACAGUCACGCACUUAAAAGUGCCACAGAUGCUGGGAUUAAGAAGUCAUUUGCUGUUGGUUGGGGAAGUGGACUCAUGUACAUGAUGGUGUUCCUCAUGUACGCACUGGGCUUCUACUUGGGUGCCGUGUUCAUUGCACGCGAUAACCUCGACGGCAACACGUGUGAAGGUUCUAGUUGCUACGAUGGAGGUCGCGUCUUCACGGUGUUCUUCGCAGUUAUGCAGGGGGCAAUGGCCUUGGGUCAGGCUGGCCCCAGUCUUCAGGCAGUCUACUCCGCAUGUGCUGCCGCUUUCGAUGUCUUUGAGACGGUGGCUUUGGUGGGCGCGAGCGGUAGCGGCAAGAGUACGGCUAUCGCACUAUUGGAGCGCUUCUACGACCCGUCGUCGGGCAUGGUGACGCUGGACGGCCACGACGUGCGUAGCCUGAGUUUGCCAUGGUUACGCGAUCGCAUCUCGUUAGUGAGCCAGGAGCCCGUACUGUUCUCGGGCACGAUCGCGGAGAAUAUCGCUCUGGGCAAACCUGGUGCGAGUCGUGCAGAGGUGGAGGCGGCGGCAAAGAGUGCCAACGCCUUCGACUUCAUCUCGAACUUCCCACUGGGCUUCGACACGGAGGUGGGCGACCGCGGCGCACAGGUGUCGGGUGGCCAGAAGCAACGCAUCGCCAUCGCGCGCGCCAUUCUGCGCGACCCGGACGUGUUACUUCUGGACGAGGCGACGAGUGCACUGGACAACGAGAGCGAACACAUUGUGCAGGCGUCGCUGGACGCUCUGGUGGUCCAGAAGCAGCGCACGACGAUUGUGGUGGCUCACCGUUUGUCGACGAUUCGGAAGGCGGAUAUGAUCGCGGUGACGCGUGAUGGCUCGAUCGUGGAGCUGGGUAGUCACGAGGAGCUGAUGCGGUUACCGGGAGGUGAGUAUCGAGGUAUGGUGGAGCUACAAGCGGUGACAACUACAUAG